AGAGGAGAGAUAAUGUGUCAUAAUAACGAUACAGGGCUGAACAUACAGCAUCAUUUAACAGCUAGGGACAGAAAGAACAAGAAGCUCGUCAAGAAGUUGGCCAAGUCACAAGAUGCCUUCAUCACCUCUGAAGCCCUCAUCAAGCAAAUUCCUCGUUUGCUUGGUCCGGGGCUCUCAAAGGCUGGUAAAUUCCCAACUCCAAUCUCCCACUCAGAUGACAUCGAACAGAAGAUCAACGAUGUCAAGUCAACCAUCAAGUUCCAACUUAAGAAGGUUCUCUGUAUGGGUGUUGCUGUCGGUAAAAUUGACAUGGCUGAAGACGGAAAUCGUCGCCAACGUUGUCCUCGUUGUCCUCGCUGUCAACUUCCUUGUCUCCCUCCUUAAGAAGAACUGGCAAAACGUCAAGUCUCUCCACCUUAAGAGCACUAUGGGUAAGGCACACCGUCUCUUCUAGAUUAUUACUGGCGCUCGCAUGCGCACGCUUACACCUACAGGAAUUU
This is a messenger RNA of Wallemia mellicola CBS 633.66, 500 nucleotides long. RefSeq names its product ribosomal protein L1. NCBI's taxonomy places the organism in Eukaryota, Fungi, Basidiomycota, Wallemiomycetes, Wallemiales, Wallemiaceae. The transcript has a single exon. The coding region runs from base 13 to 384 and encodes 123 amino acids. The record is from RefSeq and is a predicted model, not a curated record.